Molecule: messenger RNA, 765 nt
Organism: Penicillium angulare
Lineage: Eukaryota; Fungi; Ascomycota; Eurotiomycetes; Eurotiales; Aspergillaceae
Product: glutathione S-transferase family protein
Exons: 3
Coding region: 1-765 (254 amino acids)
Source: RefSeq, a predicted model, not a curated record
AUGUCAUCUCUGACUGUCUUCCGCGGCUUCCCCGACACCGGCCGCUACGUCUGGUCCCCAUUCGUCACGAAGCUCGAAGCUCGUCUUCGAUUCGGAAAUAUCGCAUACAAAACAGAGCCAGGUUCUAUGUCCAACUCUCCCAAGGGAAAACUGCCAUACAUCUCCAUCGAGAAUGAGGACAAAAGCACGAAACUCCUUUCCGACUCAACUCUCAUCAUCAAAGAGCUCAUUCAGUCUAAAAAACUGAAAUAUCUUAAUUCCAAGCUCUCUGGAUCUCAAAGACUUCAAGAUAUAGCACUACAAGCUUUACUCGAAGACAAAUUAUAUUUUUAUGGGGGGUAUGAGAAAUGGAUACAGAACUACUACACCAUGCGAGAUAAGAUUCUCGCUGCACUACCCUGGCCUGUCAAGGUAGUCGUGGGCAACAUCAUCUACAACAAAAACCUUCGCACUCUCAACGGCCAAGGGACCGGGAAAUUCACCGACGAGGAAAUCGCUGCUUUCCGCAUUGAUCUCUGGGAUACUUUGAACGCUGCUAUUUCUGAAUCUCAUGCUAGGCAUGGGGACAAUGAAGGACCGUUCUGGGUAUGGGGUGGAGAGGAGCCGACCGAGGCAGAUGCAGUUGUUUAUGGCUUCAUCGCGGCAGGGUUGGUUUGUGAGUCGGCACCAACUACGCAAUGUAUUAUUCGGGGUUAUCCGGCUCUUUUGGUAUAUGCCCGUCGCAUUCAUGAUGUGUAUUUCCCUGACUAUGAGUUGUGGGAGUAG